AUGUAUCGGAAGUUGUCUAAGUUAGAACACUCGGAAAUAAAACAACUUCUUACAGAAGCUAAUAUAGAUGUUGCAAAGCAUUACACAACAAACAAAAAGGCACUCGCUGACAUCCUCAAUGACUAUAAUGGUGAAAUAACUUAUGAUAGAAUUCAUGAGUUCAUAAAGCCGCAACGCGGCGAGGACGAAGUCCAUGCAAGAGCAUUUCCUUUAAAUGACGUUGCUAUUGACUUAUAUCAUAGACGUUCAAUACCUCAUGAAGUAAGAAGAGAGAUGUUUGACAUAACAAAUGCAAACGUUGGUGAAACAAGAAGAAGAGACGACACACUGAAACAACAGAGAAGAGAGAUGUUUAAAAGUGCUAUAGAACAAGUUCGCAAAGCUAACGAUGUCAUUCGUUCCAUUGACGACAAACCAAAAGAAGGUGAGAGAUGGUUAAAGAAAGAUGAAGAG
This is a messenger RNA of Trichomonas vaginalis G3, 453 nucleotides long. RefSeq names its product organellar and viral DNA polymerase type B. The transcript has a single exon. The record is from RefSeq and is a predicted model, not a curated record. NCBI's taxonomy places the organism in Eukaryota, Parabasalia, Trichomonadida, Trichomonadidae. The annotation marks the transcript as partial.